Messenger RNA from Corylus avellana, 2821 nucleotides. RefSeq names its product 3-oxo-Delta(4,5)-steroid 5-beta-reductase-like. The record is from RefSeq and is a predicted model, not a curated record. Lineage: Eukaryota; Viridiplantae; Streptophyta; Magnoliopsida; Fagales; Betulaceae.
GGAAGAGAUAACGAACCUUUCGCGUUUGGAUCAAGUCGGACUGUUAAUAUUCUCAGAAUGAGCUGGUGGUGGGCUAGAGCUACUGCCGCUGCAAAGAAAAAAUACGAUGACGAAGAAGCACCACCUCGAAGCCACCAAAGCGUGGGCCUGGUGAUUGGCGUGACUGGCAUCGUUGGCAACAGCCUAGCCGAAAUCCUCCCACUCCCUGACACCCCCGGUGGACCCUGGAAGGUUUAUGGCGUGGCUCGUCGCCCACGCCCUGCAUGGAACGCUAACCAUCCAGUCGAAUACAUCCAGUGCGACGUCUCUGAUUCCCAUGACACCCAACACAAGCUUUCCCAAUUAACCGAUGUCACCGACAUCUUCUAUGUCACGUGGACCAACCGACCCACUGAACCCGAGAACUGCGAGGCCAAUGGUGCCAUGUUCCGCAACGUGCUUCACGCUCUUAUCCCAAACGCUCCGAAUCUCCGCCACAUCUGCCUCCAGACCGGCGGCAAACACUACAUUGGACCCUUCGAGAAAAUGGGCAGUAUCAAAACCCUCAGUCCACCUUUUACGGAGGAUAUGCCACGUUUGAACGUGCAGAAUUUUUAUUAUACGCAAGAAGAUAUUUUAUAUGAAGAAGCUAAUGAUAAGAAAGGCCUCACUUGGUCCAUCCACCGACCCACCACAAUAUUCGGAUUCUCCCCCUAUAGCUUGAUGAACAUAGUAGGCACGCUUUGCGUAUACGCCGCUAUAUGUAAGCACGAGGGGCUUCCAUUGAAAUUUCCUGGAAGCAAAGCGGCUUGGGAGUACUACUCGGCAGCUGCGGACGCUGAUCUUAUUGCGGAGCAGCAAAUAUGGGCGGUUGUGGACCCUAAUGGUAAGAACGAAGCGUUUAAUUGCAACAACGGGGAUGUGUUCAAAUGGGAGCAUCUUUGGAAGGCGUUGGCAGAGAGAUUUGGGAUUGAGAAGUACGGAUUUAAGGAGGGUGAGAAAAUUAGCUUGGUGGAGAUGAUGAAGGACAAGGGUCAUGUGUGGGAAGAGAUAGUGAGGGAGAAUCAACUAAGACCCACAAAGUUGGAGGAUGUUGGGUUGUGGUGGUUUGCGGACUUGAUCCUGGGUGGGGGUGAUUUCUUGGGCAGUAUGAAUAAGAGCAAGGAGCUUGGAUUCUUGGGGUUCAGGAACUCUGUGAAUUCGUUCGCUACGUGGAUAGAUAAGAUGAAAGAUUCCAAGAUUUGCGUCCUUAACAAAGGCAUCCAGGUGGUCCGCAAAAUUCGUCAGGGCUUGUGUCAUCUAUGUACAUUUUUCUUCUAUUAUUUUCUGGAAUUUUUUUUUUUUGUUCUAUAUAAGUUGAAACGCGCAGAAAGCUGGUGGUGCAUAUACGACGAACCUUUGGCCUUUGGAUCAAGUGGGACCGUUAAUAGUCUCAGAAUGAGCUGGUGGUGGGAUAGAGCUACUGCCGCUUCAAAGAAGAAAUACAAUGAUGAAGAAGCACCACCUCGAAGGCACCAGAGCGUGGGCCUGGUGAUCGGCGUGACAGGCAUUGUCGGCAACAGCCUAGCCGAAAUCCUCCCACUUCCACACACCCCCGGCGGCCCCUGGAAGGUUUAUGGCGUGGCUCGUCGCCCACGCCCCGCAUGUAACGCUAACCAUCCAAUCGAAUACAUCCAGUGCGACGUCUCUGAUUCCCAUGAAACCCAAGACAAGCUUUCCCAACUAACCGAUGUCACCAACAUCUUUUAUGUCACGUGGACCAACCGACCCACUGAGGCCGAGAACUGCGAGGCCAAUGGUGCCAUGUUCCGCAAUGUGCUUCGCGCUCUUAUCCCAAACGCUCCGAAUCUCCGCCACAUCUGCCUCCAGACCGGCCUCAAACACUACGUUGGACCCUUCGAGAAACUCGGCAGGAUCAAAACCCCCAGUCCACCUUUUACGGAGGAUAUGCCACGUUUGAACGUGCAGAAUUUCUAUUAUACCCAGGAAGAUAUUUUAUAUGAAGAAGUUAAAGAAAAGAAAGGCCUCACUUGGUCCGUCCACCGACCCACCACAAUAUUCGGAUUCUCCCCCUAUAGCUUGAUGAACAUAGUAGGCACGCUUUGCGUAUACGCCGCUAUAUGUAAGCACGAGGGGCUUCCAUUGAAAUUUCCUGGAAGUAAAGCGGCUUGGGAGUACUACUCGGUGGCUUCGGACGCUGAUCUUAUUGCGGAGCAGCAAAUAUGGGCGGUGGUGGACCCUAAUGGUAAGAAUGAAGCGUUUAAUUGCAACAACGGGGACGUGUUCAAAUUGGAGCAUAUUUGGAAGGCGUUGGCGGAGAGAUUUGGGAUUGAGGAGUACGGAUUCAAGGAGGGUGAGAAAAUUAGUUUGGCAGAGAUGAUGAAGGACAAGGGUGAUGUAUGGGAAGAAAUCGUAAAGGAGAAUCAACUGGAACCCACAAAGUUGGAGGAUGUUGGGGUGUGGUGGUUUGUGGACGCGAUGCUGGUUGGGGGUGAUUUCUUGGACAGUAUGAAUAAGAGCAAGGAGCAUGGGUUCUUGGGGUUCAGAAACUCCGUGAAUUCAUUCGUUACGUGGAUAGAUAGGAUGAAAGAUUCUAAGAUUGUGCCCUAAAGAAAUCAAUGUCAAUGUUUGACGGAAUCUGCUUUUACUGUUGUAAUAUAUAUAUAUAUAUUACAACAGCAAAAGUAGAUUCCGUCUAACAUUGAUAUAUAUAUAUAUAUAUAUGUAUAUAUAUAUAUAUAUAGAAUAACCAAGCUAUGAUGCUAGGGAAGCAUGCUCUUUCGCUCUCCUUUUGUUUUCGGAAAAAUUGGCAUAAUUUAUUUUUUAAUAGCUAUUCCUUAAA